AUGGACAUGAAAUUAAGUAUUACAGCAAUUGUUUUAUCCUUUGCAACGCUUGGAAUAGCUCAACCUAAUAUCUUUGAUAUAAAAUCAUUUGGAGGAGCCUCUAAUGCAGAUAUAACAAUGGCCUUUACAAAUGCUUGGAAAGCAGCAUGUGGAUCAACAACUGCAAGCAAAGUUAUUAUUCCAAGAGGGAUAUACAAGAUACAUGCUGUAGAUGUAAAAGGUCCUUGUAAGGCUCCCAUUGAAGUUCAAGUUGAUGGCACAAUUCAAGCCUCACAAAACCCUGAUGAGCUUAAUGAUGCUUCUUAUCAAUGGGUUAAAUUUGGAUAUGUUGACUAUUUUACCUUAUCAGGUAAAGGUGUUUUUGAUGGUAAUGGUGAAACUGCUUGGACACAAAAUGAUUGUGGAAAAAACUCCACAUGCAAGAGACGUUCCAUGAACUUUGGUUUUAAUUUCCUAAAGCUUUCAAUUGUUCAAGACAUAAUUUCAAAAGACAGCAAAAACUUUCAUGUCAAUGUUUUGGGUUGCACCAACUUCACAUUUGAUGGUUUAACCAUAACUGCUCCAGCUACAAGCAAAAACACUGAUGGAAUACACAUUGGAAGAUCAACUGAUGAUGUGAAAGUUCUCAACACAAACAUUUCUACUGGAGAUGAUUGUAUCUCAUUGGGACAAGGAAGCAGACAAAUAACAGUCCAAAAUGUGAAUUGUGGACCUGGUCAUGGAAUUAGUGUCGGAAGCUUAGGAAAGAAUCCAAAAGAAGAAGCCACUGAACAUGUUCUAGUCAAGAAUUGCACCAUCUCAAAUACUGACAAUGGUGUGAGGAUCAAGACGUGGCCUAGUUCUCCGGGAACGUCACCGAUUACUGAUAUGCAUUUUGAAGAUACUAUCAUGGUUAAUGUCCUAAACCCAGUGAUCAUUGACCAAGAGUAUUGUCCUUGGAAUCAAUGCUCAAAACAGGUUCCAUCAAAAAUAAAGAUUAGCAAAGUGAUCUUCAAGAACAUCAGGGGCACAACAACUGCAGCAGCAGUUUAGCGUAAUUGGUGGACACAAAGUUCUCCAUUCUCCAUUUUAAGUUU
Molecule: messenger RNA, 1076 nt
Organism: Medicago truncatula (barrel medic)
Lineage: Eukaryota; Viridiplantae; Streptophyta; Magnoliopsida; Fabales; Fabaceae
Product: polygalacturonase
Exons: 4
Coding region: 1-1032 (343 amino acids)
Biological process (GO): carbohydrate metabolic process
Molecular function (GO): polygalacturonase activity
Source: RefSeq, a predicted model, not a curated record